GCUGCAUCUCCACCACUCUCCCCAAAGCCAUGGCCAAUUCCCUCUGGGACACCAGGGCCAUCUCCUACUCAGGGUGUGCUGCACAGGUCUUUUUGUUUGUCUUCUUUAUUGGAACUGAAUUUUCAGUUCUCACCAUCAUGGCCUAUGACCGCUACAUUGCCAUCUGCAAGCCCCUGCACUACGGGACCCUCCUGGGCAGCAGAGCUUGUGCCCAGAUGGCAGCAGCUGCCUGGAGCUGUGGUUUUUUCAAUGCUGUCCUGCACACCGCUGAUACACUUUCACUGCCCCUCUGCCGGGGCAAUGCUGUGGACCAGUUCUUCUGCGAAAUCCCCCAGAUCCUCAAGCUCUCCUGCUCAGAGGCCUACCUCAGGGAAGUUGGGUUACUUACGGGUAGUAUUUCUUUAUUUUGGGGUUGUUUCACUUUCAUCAUGCUCUCCUACGUGCAGAUCUUCAGGGCCGUGCUGAGGAUGCCCUCUGAGCAGGGCCGGCACAAAGCCUUUUCUACGUGCCUCCCUCACCUGGCCGUGGUCUUCCUGUUUAUCAGCACUGCCAUCUUUGCCUACCUGAAGCCCCCUUCCAACUCCUCCCAAUCCCUGGACCUGGUGCUGGCAGUUCUCUACUCGGUGGUGCCGCCAGCAGUGAACCCCGUCAUCUACAGCAUGAGGAACCAGGAGCUCAAGGAUGCAGUGAGGAAACUGUUCGAGUACUUCCAGCAUCAAUAAGGCGCCCAUCAUUCUAACAGGCCACUCAGCACAGACAGAAGAGACUCUAGAAACUUUGCAUCCCUGAUGCUGCCUUACUCACUAAUUAGCUUUAUUUGUAGGAAUGUACGGGCUUGUAUCGCAGAAUGAGGGUGAGAUGACCGAGGCCUGAAGGAUGUGUCGGAAGAUCAGGUGAGGAACUCCUGCUGUGCGUGUGGCCUUGGGUGUGUAACCGACGACGGUGAUAAAAAGAACGAGACCUGAGCACGUGCAAGAACUGGGUUCCACCAGCAAACACGGUGAGGAAGACUACCAGCGACCACCAGAAGACCCUGAAAGACCACCAGUAGAAAUAAACGGGGACGUUUACAUAUUCUAAGGAGUUCCAGAAAGUAACAGUACCGAUGCGUUAAUUAUUUUUUGGAAAUCCGAUGGAUAUGUAUGCUCUGAUUGCAUAUAACCUCUGUCGCUUGAACAACUCGGCGCACACACCAGGUGGAGCAAUCCCCUGUGGGCCCAGCACCACAAUUAAUGAAAUUUCUGCUUUCUUCUCCAAAUUGAAUCUUAGAGAGUUUCUUCGACCCGCUUUUACAAUCUUACCAGCUGCUAAGUCCAGGUUGAUCUUCCUGGGAGCAGCGCCGGUACUUUGAUAACCCACCAACCGAUGUGACCGGGAGCUUUGCUCCUUACCAUUGCCUCCAUGUUCGUUUUGCCAGCUCUGUGCCUCAGUUUUGCUGAUUGUUCCCCUUUCCUUUCUUAUUUUUAGGCCAAUCUUUUCUUCUUAACCCAAACUUUUAUUUUUUAGCCCAAUCUUUUCUUCUUAACCCAACCUUUUCUUAUUUUUAACCCAAACAACACUCCCACAUUCUGUCUCUUUCCUUAUCAAUCUGUACACGUGACCACCUCAGCCCUGCGAAGCUUUGUACUUACAAAGAUGAGCUGCUCAGGAAUUUAAAAGCCGCGGGGGAGAAGGUAGAAAUGAGGAUCCUGAAGGAGGGAGACGAGGCACAGAAGAGGACUUGAGGUGAAUAGGAUCAGGUGCACGGGUGGUGGUUUCCUCCUUCCUUCCAGUGGCAGGGAUCAAUAUUGAAAGGAACGGGCAGAUCAAUACGUGGCGCCGAGGCUGGUGCCACUGACAGAGUUUUGGGUUUCUUGAUCAUGGGGAGGUCUACGUGACACUGAGCCCACUGACUCCUGAUGGGGAGCACCUUUCUUUGAGAGAUCUUCGCCCAGGAGUCAGCAGGGCUGAUGGACAGGGCUUUAAACUAGAUCUGAAGGGGGACAGGGACAAAACCAGGCCCAGCGGUGCCAAGCUGUGGGACCGCACGACAAUUUUGGAGGAACUGCACGAUAAUGAGGCCCUUCAGUCUUGGCUGCAGUGACAGUGAGAUGGCGGAGUUCAGGAUCUUAGAAUCAUAAAA
Cygnus olor (mute swan) is the source of this 2122-nucleotide messenger RNA. RefSeq names its product olfactory receptor 14C36-like. Gene Ontology annotation, molecular function: G protein-coupled receptor activity; olfactory receptor activity. Gene Ontology annotation, cellular component: membrane. The record is from RefSeq and is a predicted model, not a curated record. Gene Ontology annotation, biological process: G protein-coupled receptor signaling pathway. NCBI's taxonomy places the organism in Eukaryota, Metazoa, Chordata, Aves, Anseriformes, Anatidae. The transcript has a single exon. The coding region runs from base 30 to 722 and encodes 230 amino acids.